UCUAGGUUGUGAAUCAACUUAUGGGGGUCACCCCCACGCCUCAAGACUUCACCCAGAAGGACAGAAGGGUGGUUGUCAUAGGCGACUCCCUGCUGCAAGGAACUGAAGGCCCUAUAUGCUGGCCUGACCCUAUCCGCAGAGAGGUGUGCUGCCUCCCUGGAGCACAGAUCAGGGACAUUGCUAGGAGACUUCCCAGACUGAUCUGCCCUUCUGACUACUAUCCACUAUUGAUAGUACAGGCUGGCAGUGAAGAAGUUAGUGAGAAAAGCCUGAAGGCUAUCAAAGAUGACUUCAGAGGACUGGAGCGGGUAGUAGAAGGAACAGGUGUGCAGGUGGUUAUUACAUCUGUACCUUCAGUGGCAGGGAAGGAUACUGGGAUGAGCCUAAAAACCCAUCUCUUGAACAAAUGGCUUAGGAGUUGGUGCAAACACAGGAGUUUUGGUUUUUUUUGAUCACAGGGCAAUUUACUCGGCACCUGGCAUGAUGGCUGCAAAUGGAAGCAGCCUGCCUCCACGGGGAAGGAGGGUUCUAGCUGAGGAACUGGCGGGAUUUAUUGACAGGUGUUUAAACUUGAUAUGAAGGGGGAAGGGGACAAAAUGAGGACCGCUGGGACUGAGGGGGUAGUUCAGGCUCAAAACAGAACUUGAUGGGUGGAGCCGAUGGAGUUUAAAGGCUUGGAGAGGGGUGGGGAGAUGCUGCUUCUCUUAAGUGCCUGUAUACUAAUGCGCAUAGCAUGGAAAAUAAACAGCAAGGUCAUGAUCUCAUUGCGAUCAUGGAGACGUGGUGGGACAGCUCGCAUGACUGGAAUGCUGUCAUGGAGGGCUAUGUGCUUUUUAGGAAAGAUAGGCCGGCUAGGCAGGCUGGUGGAGUUGCUCUUUAUGUGAGAGAGCAGCUAGAAUGUAUUGAACUCCACUUGGGGGAGAGUGAUGUAGCAGUGGAGAGUUUGUGGGUGAGAAUCAAGGGGCGGGCUGGUAAGGGUGACACUGUUGUGGGUGUGUACUACAGGCCCCCUGAUCAGGAUGAAAACAUUGAUGAGGCCUUCCAUAAGCAACUGGAUGUAGCAUCACGUUCCCAGGCGCUGGUGCUUAUGGGGGAUUUCAAUUAUCCAGAUAUUUGCUGGACGACCAACAUGGCCAGACACACACGGUCCAGACGGUUCUUGCAGUGCGUUGAAGACAACUUUCUGAUGCAGGUGGUGGAGGAACCGACGUGGGGAGGAGUGUUGCUGGACCUUAUUCUCACCAACAAGGAAGGACUUGUUAAGGAAGUAAAGGUUGGGGGCAGCUUGGGUUGUAGCGAUCAUGAGAUGGUGGAGUUCAAGAUCCUGAGUGGAAGAAGCAAAGCAAAAAGUAGGAUUGCUACCCUGGACUUUAGGAGAGCCAACUUCGAUCUCUUCCGGGACCUACUUGGAGCUAUCCCAUGGGAUUGGGUGUUAGAAGGAGUCCGUCCAAGAAGUGCUUCCCACCGGUGGUGUUCUCCGUCCUUCUUCACUCCUUCCAGGACACGAAGCAUCUCUGUCAUAUCAUGGUGA
Lagopus muta (rock ptarmigan) is the source of this 1531-nucleotide messenger RNA. RefSeq lists its product as uncharacterized. Gene Ontology annotation, molecular function: catalytic activity. The coding region runs from base 734 to 1531 and encodes 265 amino acids. The record is from RefSeq and is a predicted model, not a curated record. Lineage: Eukaryota; Metazoa; Chordata; Aves; Galliformes; Phasianidae. The transcript has 2 exons.